AUCCUCCAGUUCGACCGGCAGGGUCACAUCAAGUAUCCUCAGCUGCUAGGAGGGGAGGCCCUGCAGCGGUUUCAGCGCGCUGUGGAGGAGGAGAUCAGCGGGAAGAUGCUAGAGGAAGUCAAGCACAUCAUGCGAGUGCUGGGGGAGGACUCGGAGGACGACAGGAUCAAGGAGGAGGCGCUGAGGUGCGAGGAUGCAGAGGAAGGCCUCGUCCUCCUCCAGAGGUGGUGCGAGGAGAAGUGCAUCGAGGUCCCUUUCCUCCAGGGCUUCAACCUCCACUGGGGGACAAGCAAGGCUGCUGCUGUAAUUCGUGCGCUCUCGCUCAGCGAGUGGAUGGGGAAGGCAACAGCGCAGCUACUCGGAGUGGACUCUGUGCGGCUCUACCAGACGAGCUCCUUCUUCAAGAGACCAUCUCAUGGUGAGACGACUUGGCACACGGAUCUCAACACCGCUCCACUCGACACCAACGGCAUGGUCACCUGCUGGAUAGCUCUCUCUCCUGUCCUCGACGAGGAUCAUUCUCCCCUCCUCUUCGCCUCUGGCUCUCAUCGAGACUUUGCGCUUCCUUACUGGUUGUAUACCUGUAAGGGGAUGCAAACUUCAUCUGAUCGCAGAUACCCUCGAGCCUGUCAUGCUCCCCUUCUCCCCGGCGACGCCACCUUUCAUCACGGUUGGAUCCUUCAUGGAGCUCCUCCGAACUUCUCUGGAAAGACGAGGAAGGCAUUUGCGUUGACCUACAUCGCGGAGGACGCGAAGCUGCUG
Guillardia theta CCMP2712 is the source of this 762-nucleotide messenger RNA. RefSeq lists its product as hypothetical. NCBI's taxonomy places the organism in Eukaryota, Cryptophyceae, Pyrenomonadales, Geminigeraceae. The annotation marks the transcript as partial. The record is from RefSeq and is a predicted model, not a curated record. The transcript is spliced from 4 exons.